Cavia porcellus (domestic guinea pig) is the source of this 5262-nucleotide messenger RNA. RefSeq lists its product as uncharacterized. The transcript is spliced from 4 exons. NCBI's taxonomy places the organism in Eukaryota, Metazoa, Chordata, Mammalia, Rodentia, Caviidae. The record is from RefSeq and is a predicted model, not a curated record. The coding region runs from base 1 to 1056 and encodes 351 amino acids.
AUGCGGCUCGUUCCCCUCCGAAGGCGCCCUUGGAGCCGGGAAGGGGCCUGGUCGGGAGAGGGUCGGGAAGCCAGCACCGAAGCCGAGACGCAGCCGCCCCUGGGACGCGGGGCUCCGGCGACUCGAGGAGGUGCCGAGGGUCCCUGCCGGUUCUGGGAGGCGCUGGAGCGGGGCGCGCGGGCGGGCGAGGCAGCCGGUUCUGGUAGACCCGGAGAGGCCUUGGGUCUUGCGAAGCCCGAUCGUAUGGCCAAGCGCGAAGCCUUGGUCGGAGCGCAGAAGGAAGCGGCGCGGGUGCCGGCCUCAGCCGGGCCUCGGCGCCAGAUUUCGCAAGACCGCGACUUUCGGGAACCCCUGGAAUUGAGGCGGCAGGUCGCGUUCCCCUUCUCCCACUUGGUCAGCCCUGUCCACCCGCCACAAGGGCAGCGACAAGGCCACCGUGGAGAUCCCCUGCUCGCCCAGGGCGCCUUCGAGGACUACGGUCAGAGAAGGAAGUCUGCUGCCCACAGCACGGCGGGCGACCUGCUCGCAGCCCGGCUCCAGGAAGCAACCGCCGUGGAGACCCCGCCAGGUAAGGCACGCGGGCUGGCGGGCCUGGCAGGGGGUGGCCGCCCGCGCACCGUAGGUUGGGGUUCCGCAGCGCGUGUCGCGGGUGCCCGGGAUACAGACGUUCCCCCAAGUGACCCCAGUUCUACAGAAGGGGUUCGGGACGUGUGGCUUGCGGAGGUCUCUUCAACUUCCAGAGCGCGCGCCUUGCGACUGGACUGGGCUCCCCGGAACCUCAAAUCCUUCAAGUUUGGCCCUGUCCCCUGCCCUCCGCGACUCCGGGAAACUUUCACCACAGCGUGCCCUGCACUUCGGCGGGGUCCUCUGUCCCAUGGCGGCGUGAGCCACGGUAAACCGAGCCCCUGCCCGCUGGCUCCGGUGGUCGCUGCCACCGUGGGCUCUGCUCCCCGAGCUCGGCCCCAUGCUCUGCUCGGUGUGGCCAACCCAAGGCCCACGUGCUUCCGUCCCUGUGCCUCAAUUCUCCCACUUGUCACGUCCCGCCUGCCACACUGAGCGACCUCGGGAAAGUUUUGCAUCUCGUCGCGUGACCCGGGGCCUUGUGGGUCUCCUGCGAGGGGACAGCGGGAACCGCGGCGCCCACGCGCAAGGCCGCACAGCGAGUCCGCGCCAGACUGCGAGAACCGUGCGGGGUCCAGCCCAGAGUCCCCGCCUGCGCCCCGGGACCCUGCUGCUCCGUGCCUCCCCGAAGUCACCGCAGCCCGGGGCAGCCCGGGGGUCCCCGGAGCCUCUGGCCUGGGCACCUGCAGCGAGUGGGGCGUGCGUUACCUGGUGGAGGGUGGGACAGGUGUGCCGGUUCCCACGCGCGUCCCCGCCGCGCGGCGGGGAAGUGGCGCUGUGACAGCCGUGCGGCCGACCGGCCUGGAGUUUAAAUGUCCCCGGGAGGAGCGGUGUCGCGCGGGCGCCAACUUUCCUUAAUACCCGCGCGGCGCCGCGCUCAUUGGCUGCGGGCGCGCGUGACGUCACGACACGAGUCGGGUUCGACUUGCGGGGUCCGGGCCAGGGACCCCCAAUCUGGGCCAGGUCCGCGCAGCUCACCCCGCGCCCUGCUCCCCCUUCCCAAGGUGCAGGCACUGACUGGUCUGCCCUGGCCCAGCCCUGAGCAGGCUGUGGUCAGCGCUCUUUGGGUGACCACCUGUCCCCUCCUCGGUUCCCGGAGUCACUUGGUCAGCGGGAUCCCGAAUGCGCCGGGUAGACGGGCGACUGCAGGAGGUUGCCGGGGGCUUGAGGCGCGAUGGUACGGGCCUGGCCCUGCCCAGCGCUCGCAUCCUUGCCAGACACAAGGGAUCCGGAGGGAUGUGCGCCCGCCCGGCCUGCGGAGCCCUGCCAGGGCUGAAAGGCUCCAGCCACGUAGAAAAUGCAGGUGAUUGUACUUCGUGUUGACUGCAGGGUCAGCUGUUGACUUUAUGGCCUGGAGAGGACACGGGUCAGAACUGUCCCUGCCGGGAUAAGGAGAUGCCUGGGCUGGGCAGGUGCUGAGGGGCUAACCUGGUGUCUGCACCAGGUCUGCACCCCCUAGCAAUGAGGAAACAGCUCGGAGAGCCCAGAGUGCAUGUGGGAAGGUUGCCCCAGGGGGCUUCUUGACUCUGGGCUUCCCUCCUCUGCCUGCAGCAGGAGGUCUUGCCUGGGGGCAGGGACACUGGAGAAGUGACAGGGAAGACAGGGGGUGUAGGGUCACUCUUGGGCAGCUCUUGGCAGGCCGGGCCCAGAUUGUGUAUGUUGUGUGUGUGUGUGUGUGUGUGUGUGUGUGUGUGUGUGCCAGCUAGAAGGAGGCUCCAGGGCCAGAUCCCUUGCACCUUGGUUGGUAGUGGUAACAAGUGGGCCAUACACAGAUGUCACCAAGGUGCCAGGUCUGGAAGUUCCUACUUCACCCCCGUGCACCUAGCCAGGUGUGUGACCUCUCAACAGCAUGGAUGCCUGUGCCAGGCGGUGGGCCUGCACCCUCGGCCUGGACAGCUGACAGCUGGACUCGAGGCAUGUCUUGUCCCAGCAGUGGGAGCCAGAGAGUGGAUGUGAAGAAGAGCCCUGGGCUUGAGAAGCCUGGACAGCAGAUGGAACCCACAGCACCUGGGCACCAGUCAGGACUGCGUGGGCCAGGCCUGGACCCCUCAGUGUCUUGCUGCCUCAGCCUGGCUCUGCCACAGCCAGCUUGGUGGCUCUCUCAGGCUGGCGCUCCUGUGACCCAAUUUCUCUCUGGGCACCCAGCCACUCUGCAGGACCCAGUGCACCCCAGCUCCAAAGGGCCUGAGGUUGCCUCUCCACUACCAUUCACUUGGGCGGGGUUCCCGGAGGGCCUGGGCCUGCGUGGCCAGGCCAGCCUUUGCUUUCUGUCCAGCACGAUUUCUUUCCCUGUCCUCUGUCCCCUGCCCCUGCCGCCCAGGGCCGCACGCUGGGUCUGUUGGAAGUGCAGGCCUUAGCUUCCAUCCAUCUCUGCAGCCCGGCAGGCUGCUGGAGGGCCAGCUGGAAACCCAGGCCACCACCUGCUUAUUGGUAGCCAAGGGUGUGCUUGGGGCUCGGCCUUGGGGUGCAAGCAGGGUGAGACCUGCCUGGCCCUGUGCCCUCCAGCACUGGUCAGGCAGGAAGAGGUGCAGCUCAACUCCAUUGCGGGAACCUUGUCCCAGCUGCAUGCUGGCCAACGCUCUGUGCCACCAGUGGCUUUGGGUCCAGAGGGCUGGCUUGCAGGGAGAGCACCUCCAGGGGCAGCCUGGCCUCUCUCUUGGGCUGAGGCUCAGGCCAGCUUCACCCACCAAGUGUUACCCCGGGGUGGGACGUGGGUGGGGUGCAAAGGGAAAGAGGCUCUUCUGCUUCCCGCUGCCUCUUGGCCGGCUUGCCCAGCAUGCAAUUCUCAGACAGGCAGGGCAGCCCCGGCUCUGGUUAUCAUCAUCUUCCUCCUUGCUGCCCCUUCCUCCCCCUCUGUGGCAGCUCUGGCUGUCUAGGUCAGGGGCUCUGGGGCCACCUCCCUGCCAUGCCAUCCUCGACUGACUGCCUAGCAAGCUCCAGCCCGGCAGAAGCGAUGGGAGGUGACGCAGGAGCCAGAGCACAGGCUGCAGAGCCAGUCUAGGCUGGAAGAGAGGGUGGAGGAAAAGAGGCCGAGAGUGGGAGAGAGAGGGAGGAGAGAGCAGGAGAAAGAGGGAAGGGAAGGAGAGGGGAGAGAGAGGAAAGGAGAGCGACAAAGAGAGACAGAGGAGAGAGACAGGAAACCAGAGAGAGACAGACAGAUAGACAGAGGGGAAGGAGAGAGAAGGAAAAAGGGGAGAGAAAGAGGGAGGGCAAAAGGGAGAGAGAGGGAGAGGCUGGCCCAGGCUGGAACCCCAGCCCUGCCCUGAAGCCUAGCUAGGGUGGGUCUCUAUGUCUCACCCUUCUUCUCUCCCCCACUUUAUGCAAAUAAGUGGCCCCUCCCUGAGGACCUGGAUCCCGGGUGGGUGGGAAUCGAUUAUUUCUCUUUUCAUCGACAGUGAACAUUGAUUGUCCCAACCACUGAAAAGUAGAAAUGGAUUUUUCCCACUUAAAUAUUUCAGUUCCAUUUUACUAAGCCUGGACAGCAGUACAUCCUAUUAACUUCUGUUUAAAAGAGUAGUAUUCCUGGGAGAAUGCUGAUCGAUACAGGGGUCUCCUGGCACUUUUUCACCUAGAAUUUAAUAGAAGGGGGAGCAGUCUCGGCACCACUGGGAAAAUACUAUGCACUUUCUGGACGGUUUGGAACAGUGCUGACUGCCGCAGGGCACACACGGCCGGGUGAAGCUGCCGAGCCGGGUGUUCAGCCCUGGCUCUGUCCUGCUCCUCUGCUUCCUUCCUCUGUUUUGACCCUUUUGUAGUUUAGAUGAAAGCUGCAGGAACAUCCUGUGAAUCUGAACAUCAUAAAGAGAAAUGUUUAGCAGAGAUUCCGUUUGCCAUCUCUUCACCUGUGUAAGAGAGCGCGUCGUGGCCGAGCUCCCCACCCUUCCUCACCCAUCCUCCUAAGCCCACCUGAGGUUCCUGCCACUGCAAAGGCUCUCAGAGCCUGGAAAAAACCCAGUGCUUCCAGCUUGCGUUCCCAGUAAGAAAACUCUACUUCAGCAGCUGCCUGCCCUUCGGCGGCCGGGAAGCAGCGCCCGCCCGGCCCAGAGCCGAUCUCUUUGCUGCUCAGCCGGCAGAGGUGGAGACAGGAACUGAAUUCCCUGGGGGUGAUUGGAUGCAACUCGCUGAAAGUCGACAGCCACGUCCUGGGUGUUAGGAACUCACUGUUUCUCGACGUGACAAGGCCAGCUUCGAUCUGCAAUCGUAUUUGAAUGGGCAAUGAGCGGAAAGAUGCCUGGUCAUUAAGCCUGCUUCUUCCUUAGCAAAAUCAGGAGCAGCUUCAUUUGCACACAAAUGCUAAUAAAACUCGGACUUGGGCAACUCUUUAAUAAAAAGGGAUGGCUGUGUAAUUCAAACUGGAGGUGAAAAGGAGCCAGAGAGAGAGAGAUGGGUUCCAACCAUAUCCCCGACUUUUCCCCAAAGGUCUAUGUGAUUGAGUUGACUUUUUUACUUUAAAUCUUAAAUAAGAUGUGAGUUGUAACAAGAGGAUUGGCACUUACUCCGUGACCCUUAUAAUUGGAUUAAAUAUAGACUGAGACGUACAAAAACACACCGAGACUGACACCUGCCAACUGGACUUCCUUAUGAUUGAUGGUGAUGCUUCGUGCUGGCAACAAUAAUGAAAUAAAUUGUACGGAUAAAACA